ACGUUACCUAAUUAUGAGAUAUUUAUAAGUGUAUUCAGGACAUUAGGAAAAAUAUGUAAUGCAGUAAUAAGCUAACUGUAACAGUAUUUUAAAUAUUAUUCACAAUAAAAAGGAGUUAUAAUCUUUGGAUCAGAUCAAGAAGUAGCCGGAGUAAUGAGAGCAAUUCGAAGGAACAACGCAACAGGUAUCUUCUCUUGGAUAGGUAGCGACGGAUGGAGUGCAAGAGCAUUAGUAUUUGAAGGUAAUGAAGAUCAAGUAGAAGGAACUCUUUCUGUGCAACCGAGAGCAAAUCCCGUACAUGGUUUCGACGAAUAUUUUCUAAACUUAACUGUGCACAACAAUCGAAGAAAUCCUUGGUUCGUGGAAUACUGGGAACAUUUUUUCAAUUGUCGAUGGCCCAAUAGCAGCGACACUCCAUUCAAUUUAAGAUAUGAAAAACUAUGUACCGAAGAAGAAUUUAUGACAUAUCAAAAUGGAUACGAACCAGAGAAACAACUCCAGUUUGUCAGCGAUGCAGUUCUGGCCUUUGCUCAUGCUCUGAAGAUGAUGCAUAACGAUUUUUGUCAUGGAAAACUGGGCUUAUGUGCAAAUAUGAAAUGGAACAAUGGAACAAUAUUACUGGACUAUCUAAAAAAAGUAUCUUUUGUGGGUCUGAGUGGUGACGAAUUUCGGUUUUCUGCUUCUGGCGAUGGUCCUGCUCGAUACAAUAUAAUUCACUUUAAACAGAUAACACCCGGUAACUAUAAAUGGAUUCAAGUUGGAGAAUAUAAAAAUGGAGAACUGGAACUGAAUUUAUCUGAAGUCAGAUUUAGAAUAGAUAAUCCUGAAAUGCCUCUUUCUGUUUGUAGUUUACCUUGUAAAAAAGGACAAGCUAAAAAGCUUUUAGAGGGAGAAAGCUGUUGUUGGCAUUGUUUCAAUUGUUCCCGUUACCAGUUCCUUAGAACAGACACUCAAUGUAUGGAUUGUCCUCCGGGAUUUCUCCCCGAUGAUAAUCAACUGGCUUGCAUUCAAAUUCCGGAAACACACAUGAAACCGGGAUGUCCCUGGGCUAUAGGAGCAAUGGCAUUUUCUGCCUUUGGAAUAUUGCUAACUGGAUUUGUCAUUGCUGUUUUCCUAAAGCAUAACGAUACACCUAUUGUUAGAGCAUCUGGAAGAGAACUAAGCUAUGUACUUCUUUCGGGAAUAUUUAUGUGCUAUUUAAUGACGUUUAUUUUGGUGCAAAAACCAACAAAUUUUAUUUGUGGAGCGCAGAAAACAGGAAUUGGGUUAUGCUUUGCUAUAGUUUACAGUGCCAUGUUAACGAAGACAAACCGCAUUUCGCGAAUUUUUGAUGCUGGUAAAAGGACAGUAACAAAACCUGCAUUUAUUUCUCCACAAUCCCAAUUAGUUAUUUGUGGUGCACUAAUUGGUGUUCAAAUUUCUAUAAUAGCUGUUUGGUUGGUAUUUACUCCUCCUCGAGCAAUUCACUCUUAUCCUUCUCGAGAAGAAAGUCAACUGGUAUGUGCAGCCUCUAUGAAUGCUACUUACAUGGUUGCCUUUGUUUACCCUAUAUUUUUGAUCAUAGUUUGCACCAUUUACGCUAUUCUAACUCGAAAGAUUCCAGAAGCCUUCAAUGAAUCCAAGUACAUAGGACUUACAAUGUACACAACCUGUAUUAUUUGGUUGGCAUUUGUGCCUAUAUAUUUCACUACAUCCUCAAAUGUGGAAGUAAAUAUUACGUCCAUGUGUCUAGCCAUAAGUUUGAGUUCGACGGUAACAGUGGUAUGUUUGUUUACUCCUAAAUUAUAUAUAAUAAUUUGUCAUCCAGAGAAAAACGUACGACAAAACAUGAUGAAGCAGCAGAAACAAAAGUUAUGUUGGAAUUCUUCGCCAAUACAGGCUGAGGCUUCUUCCCAAUUUGAUGGAGUUAUAAUCUUUGGAUCAGAUCAAGAAGUAGCCGGAGUAAUGAGAGCAAUUCGAAGGAACAACGCAACAGGUAUCUUCUCUUGGAUAGGUAGCGACGGAUGGAGUGCAAGAGCAUUAGUAUUUGAAGGUAAUGAAGAUCAAGUAGAAGGAACUCUUUCUGUGCAACCGAGAGCAAAUCCCGUACAUGGUUUCGACGAAUAUUUUCUAAACUUAACUGUGCACAACAAUCGAAGAAAUCCUUGGUUCGUGGAAUACUGGGAACAUUUUUUCAAUUGUCGAUGGCCCAAUAGCAGCGACACUCCAUUCAAUUUAAGAUAUGAAAAACUAUGUACCGAAGAAGAAUUUAUGACAUAUCAAAAUGGAUACGAACCAGAGAAACAACUCCAGUUUGUCAGCGAUGCAGUUCUGGCCUUUGCUCAUGCUCUGAAGAUGAUGCAUAACGAUUUUUGUCAUGGAAAACUGGGCUUAUGUGCAAAUAUGAAAUGGAACAAUGGAACAAUAUUACUGGACUAUCUAAAAAAAGUAUCUUUUGUGGGUCUGAGUGGUGACGAAUUUCGGUUUUCUGCUUCUGGCGAUGGUCCUGCUCGAUACAAUAUAAUUCACUUUAAACAGAUAACACCCGGUAACUAUAAAUGGAUUCAAGUUGGAGAAUAUAAAAAUGGAGAACUGGAACUGAAUUUAUCUGAAGUCAGAUUUAGAAUAGAUAAUCCUGAAAUGCCUCUUUCUGUUUGUAGUUUACCUUGUAAAAAAGGACAAGCUAAAAAGCUUUUAGAGGGAGAAAGCUGUUGUUGGCAUUGUUUCAAUUGUUCCCGUUACCAGUUCCUUAGAACAGACACUCAAUGUAUGGAUUGUCCUCCGGGAUUUCUCCCCGAUGAUAAUCAACUGGCUUGCAUUCAAAUUCCGGAAACACACAUGAAACCGGGAUGUCCCUGGGCUAUAGGAGCAAUGGCAUUUUCUGCCUUUGGAAUAUUGCUAACUGGAUUUGUCAUUGCUGUUUUCCUAAAGCAUAACGAUACACCUAUUGUUAGAGCAUCUGGAAGAGAACUAAGCUAUGUACUUCUUUCGGGAAUAUUUAUGUGCUAUUUAAUGACGUUUAUUUUGGUGCAAAAACCAACAAAUUUUAUUUGUGGAGCGCAGAAAACAGGAAUUGGGUUAUGCUUUGCUAUAGUUUACAGUGCCAUGUUAACGAAGACAAACCGCAUUUCGCGAAUUUUUGAUGCUGGUAAAAGGACAGUAACAAAACCUGCAUUUAUUUCUCCACAAUCCCAAUUAGUUAUUUGUGGUGCACUAAUUGGUGUUCAAAUUUCAAUAAUAGCUGUUUGGUUGGUAUUUACUCCUCCUCGAGCAAUUCACUCUUAUCCUUCUCGAGAAGAAAGUCAACUGGUAUGUGCAGCCUCUAUGAAUGCUACUUACAUGGUUGCCUUUGUUUACCCUAUAUUUUUGAUCAUAGUUUGCACCAUUUACGCUAUUCUAACUCGAAAGAUUCCAGAAGCCUUCAAUGAAUCCAAGUACAUAGGACUUACAAUGUACACAACCUGUAUUAUUUGGUUGGCAUUUGUGCCUAUAUAUUUCACUACAUCCUCAAAUGUGGAAGUAAAUAUUACGUCCAUGUGUCUAGCCAUAAGUUUGAGUUCGACGGUAACAGUGGUAUGUUUGUUUACUCCUAAAUUAUAUAUAAUAAUUUGUCAUCCAGAGAAAAACGUACGACAAAACAUGAUGAAGCAGCAGAAACAAAAGUUAUGUUGGAAUUCUUCGCCAAUACAGGCUGAGGCUUCUUCCCAAUUUGAUGAUAAAAAAUCCGAGGAAAAAACAACUCCAGAAAUCUUCAUUAUAUCUGAGAAGAACACUUGUGGCACCCAGACUUUACAUUCCGAUGAUAAUAAUUGUAUUCACCCCACUUUAAAAGAUAAUCAUAUGUAAAAAUUGCUCAAUACCUAAAUAAAAAUUCUAUUUCAUUACAACCUUAUUGCUUGAUCUUUACGUACAGUACUGUACAGUACAUCAUUACAUAAUCUUAUUGCUUGAUUAUUAAAUGUUUGCAGAUUUUGUUGUACACCUAUAAUAACUGAUUGAUUGAAAAGUUAAAUAUCGAAUUAAUUUUAGUUGAAAAUUUAA
Centruroides sculpturatus (bark scorpion) is the source of this 4020-nucleotide messenger RNA. Its product is annotated as metabotropic glutamate receptor 7-like. Gene Ontology annotation, molecular function: adenylate cyclase inhibiting G protein-coupled glutamate receptor activity. Gene Ontology annotation, cellular component: membrane. Bases 154 to 3825 code for a protein of 1223 amino acids. The transcript has 6 exons. Gene Ontology annotation, biological process: G protein-coupled receptor signaling pathway. The record is from RefSeq and is a predicted model, not a curated record. NCBI's taxonomy places the organism in Eukaryota, Metazoa, Arthropoda, Arachnida, Scorpiones, Buthidae.